CUUUACUUGUGGGGAAACCGAGGCUCUGGUGGGCUUUGAGGGUGAAUAGAGAGCCCUGAGUGUGAGAAAUAAUCCCUUGACAGGUGGAGAAACUGAGGCGCUGAUUUGGGGAUUUGGGGGAUAAAUUGAAAGCCCCAAGUGCAGGCAUUAAAUCCCUUUACAGGUGGGGAAACUGAGGCACGGAACAAGGAUGGGGUUGGAGGGGAACAGAGAGCCCCGAGGGGGAGAAGUGACCCCUUGACAGGUUGGAAAACUGAGGCACAGGACAAGGAUGGGAUUUGAGGAGAGAUAUAAAGCCCUGAGCACAAACCCCGACCCCUUUAUAGGUGGGGGGAAACUGAGGCACGGAGCCACUGUGGGGUUUUCCCAGGGUUGGUUUGGACACCAACAUUUGCACCCCAGGCCCUGCAGCCCCUCACACUCUGCAAAGGGCCAAAUCCUGUCACCCAAAGGGGACAGUGAGGACAGCAGGGUGGUCAAAUCCUGUCACCCAAGGGGGACAGUGAGGACAGCGGGGUGGCCAAAUCCUGUCACCCAAAGGGGACAGUAGGGAGGUCAAAUCCUGUUCCCCAAGGGGGACAGCAGGGUGGUCAAAUCGUGUCACCCAAAAGGGGACAGUGAGGACAGCAGGGUGGCCACAUCCUGUCACUCAAAGGGGACAUCAAGGUGGCCAAAUCCCGCUGAUCCAACCCUUCCUCGGGCACAGAGUCGGUGCCGAGCCCCCGGACCCGCAGCCAGCUCCUGGCCAGCACCGUGGAAUGGUGCAACCUGACCCUGCAGUGCCAGGGCUCCGGGAAAGGCGCCGUGAACGUCACCUGGAAGCGCGACAGCCUCACCGGGGACCUGAUCCCCGACCGCCACCAGCUGUCCCCGGACGGGACCACCCUGAGGGUCAACCUGCCCCCCACGGCCGCCAACGUCACCUACGCCUGCACCGUCAGCAACCCCGCCGACCAAAAAGUCGCCCUGUUCGACCUGCAAACCAUCUGCCAGGGCGGAGGGGGAACAACGUCCUUCUCCACCUCGGGGUACAUCGUGCUGACCCUCAUCCUGCUGGCCGUGAGCCUGGGGGGGGCCUUCUGGUGCUGGAGGAUGAACAGCGAGAAGGCAUCGGAUCCAGCCACCACCCCCACGGUGGCCGCCGAGGAAAGCCCGUCGGAGCCCCAGUACACCGACAUCGUGUGCCGGAGCCCCCCCGGAAGGUAAUGACCAGGGCCCGAGUCACCCCGAGAAUAACCAGGAGCAGAGCUCGCCGCAGAAAGCACCGGCGGCCGCCCCCGGCGAGGAGCAGCAGCAGCAGGGCCAGGCAGCGCCAGGGGACACGGCCGAGGAGGCACCCGCAGGGCCGGAGCGCCGGGAUCUCCUGGAAGGGCUGUAAAAGUGCGUCGUGUGCCAAAUCCCAACCCAAAUCCAGCCCCCCCCCGUUUCGGCUCCGGGAUCGGGAGGCUCCACCGCGGGACUUUCAACCGGAUGGACCCCCUUCCCCACCCACCCGCCCGCCCGCCCCCUCCUCCGGUUCAUCCCCAACCUCCUUCCCCGGUGCCCUCCGAGACUGUUUUUGGGGAGCGCGAUCCCGGACCGAGGAGGUGGCGGCGGAGCUGGGGGGGGGUCCCUCCGUGGUGUGUCCCCCCCACCUCGGGAUGCUCCAGGAUGGGGGAAAACCCCGGGAUUCGCCUCCCCCGGGACUUGGCCGGGGCGGGGGGGAGGCACUGGGGAGGGCAAGGAGGGGGGGAUAUCGCGGGGGGGGGGGACCACGACGAGCCGCCCCGGGGCACGUGGACCCCCAGCCUCCAACUGCCCUCCCCCGGGGUCUCGCAGGGACCCUCCGCGGGGAGAUGCCCUCGUUGGGGGGGUCGUGGCCACCCGCUCGACCGCUGCCAAAGGGCGGUGCCCCCCCGACCCCACUGGAGCGGCCCUGGGGGGCACCCCCGGGGGGGAGGCAGAAGGGACCGUCCGUCACCUGUGCAGAGCCACGGGAAGCGCCCCCUCCCCUUUCUUCCCCUCCCCUCCCCUCCCCUCCCUCCCCUCGCUGUCCCCGCGUAGCCCGCGCACGGAGGGGGGGUCUCACCGCCUGUGUGUCCAGCACCCACUGCCACGGGGACCCCCGCCCAGACCCCCCCCGUUGUAAAAAACAGCAAAUAAAUGUUGGUGAGGUCACGGGGGGAGCUGGAGGGGCGGGUAGGGGAGGGCAGGGGUGGGCACAGGGACACGUGUGUGUGUGUGUGUGUGUGUGUGUGCACCCCGGAUAUGGGGGACAGGACACCCCGAAUAUGGGGGACAGGACACCCUGGAUAUGGGGGGCAGGACACUCCAGAUAUGAGGGACAGGACACCCCGGAUAUGAGGGACAGGACACCCUGGAUAUGGGU
This is a messenger RNA of Neopelma chrysocephalum (saffron-crested tyrant-manakin), 2368 nucleotides long. Its product is annotated as basic salivary proline-rich protein 1-like. The record is from RefSeq and is a predicted model, not a curated record. The annotation marks the transcript as partial. NCBI's taxonomy places the organism in Eukaryota, Metazoa, Chordata, Aves, Passeriformes, Pipridae. The transcript is spliced from 5 exons.